AUGUAUCAGUAUACAGCGCUUGGAUCUGAGGAAUCGGAUUUCCGACUGUUGAGGCUACUGAAAGGGAGUAGUCCUGAAAUUGAAUGCAAGCUCUCUCUGCAGUCACUGCAAAACGUACACCCUCCAUACGAAGCUCUUUCCUACACAUGGGGUAGCAGCGAGCUUGUUGAGUGUAUACAGCUUGACGGAAAGCUAUUUUGGGUAACAGAUAACCUAUAUGCGGUGUUGCAAAACCUGCGGUUGUGCGAUAGGGAUCGCAUUCUGUGGAUCGACGCGAUUUGUAUAAACCAAGAAGACAAAGUGGAACAGAGCCAACAAGUUCAGCAGAUGGGACAAAUAUACGAAAAGGCUGAGAAAGUUCUCAUCUGGUUAGGCAAGGCUACGCCACAAAUUAUCUCCUUGAUGGAGACGCUCAACCAAUUUCGAAACGCCGAUUCUGGUUAUCAUUACGAGCCAGAAAUGUUCAAAGACUGGGAUUGGAAAGACCAUUCUAUCGGAAUAAAGCAACUUUUGAAUCGAGAAUGGUUUACAAGAGUCUGGAUCCUACAGGAGGUAGCCAAAGCCCGUAGAGCCGAUGUCUGCUGUGGUGUUCGAUCCAUUCCGACAGAAAUUUUUGUCCUCGCACUUUCCUUUGUAGAGCAGAAGCCUCCGCCGCACUGUCAGCCUGUGUUGGACAUAAUGGCAGAGUCUUUUCGGUCAAGUUCCUGGUGGGCACACACACGCAACUUAUGCACCCUUCUGCGCAAGUUUCAAGGGAGCAAAGCAACUGAUGAACGCGACAAGAUAUAUGCCCUGCUUGGUAUGUCUUCGGAUCCCCUAGAUACGAAGAAUAUUACCAUAGACUACCGAAGGCCGCCUUCCCAAGUUUUUCACGAGGUUGUUACAUAUCUGCUC
Bipolaris sorokiniana ND90Pr is the source of this 894-nucleotide messenger RNA. RefSeq lists its product as uncharacterized. The transcript has a single exon. NCBI's taxonomy places the organism in Eukaryota, Fungi, Ascomycota, Dothideomycetes, Pleosporales, Pleosporaceae. The annotation marks the transcript as partial. The record is from RefSeq and is a predicted model, not a curated record.